CUUUUAACAGCGUCGUGAGACACUCCUGCCAAGUCUGAAAAACGAACACAAAGUGAACCAGUUUGUCGACAGACGUUUUGGUGAGCAAGAUGAGACGCUCACGGCCGAAGAGAAAAUGCUCAAACGAUUCGCUGUGGAGAGGCAGAAACGACGUGAAAAGAGUGCCGUCUAUAACCUGGGUGACGAUGGCGCCGGUGUGGGAGGCAGUUUGGGCAACCACACGACUAUGAGUGAAGACGAAGAGGAGGAGAUGUUUCUGACCCACGGCGGACGCUCACUGGCUGAGAUCGACGACUUUGAUGAGCGAGACUUGCGACUGUCUGAUGAUGAAGAGGUCGAUGGAGACACCCGGUACAACACAGAGCUGCACUUCGGUGGCUUCGAGAAGGAGUCCGAGCGCAAGCCUGGCGACAAACCGCUCACGCGCAAAGAGAUUAUGAUGGAAGUGGUCAAGAAGUCCAAGCUGUAUAAAAUGGAGCGCCAGAAUGAAAAGAUCGAGAAUUUGGAGAAAAUCGAGGAGCUGGAUGAUUACCUGGGGGAGAUUAUGAAGGAAGGCCGACUGCACGUGCACACAGACGACACGCGCGAAGCAGAGAAGAAGGUCAACCGAGUGGACAGGGACGAUUACGAUUUGUCUGUGCGUGCAUUGGCGUAUGAGCUCAAGGCGAAGGCGACAGAUCGUCUAAAGACAGAUGAAGAAAUCGCCACAGAAGCUUUGGAAGAACUGCGCACCCUCGAGGCCAAUCGGUUGCGCCGCAUGCGUGGGGAGGCCGUGCAGGUGGACUCCAAGUCAGUCAAGAAGCACACGACGCAGAGUGCGGCUGCGGCUGCCUUGGCUCUGCAGUCUGUAGAAGACCUGGAUGGUAACCUGAUGCUGGACAAGGAUGAGAAUGAGGUGUACUAUGAGAACGGCCAGAUGAUGUACAAGGGCAAGGAGGUUGAUCUGUCGAAGGGACUGCCGAGUGCGUACGGUGGUGAAGGGGUGACAAGCAGUGAGGAGGAGGGCGAGGGCAGCGCAGAAUCAGAGGCCGAGGACUGUGCGGACGAGAGUGGUGGAGAAAGUGACGAGGAGCAAGCUACCAGCGGACAGGCGAAUGGCGAGCGUGGCAGUGAUGAAGAGGAGGGCAGCUCAGAAGGUGAGAGUGAGAUGGACAGCGAUGUGGCUGACAGCGGCGACAGCGGCGACGACGAACCCAAAGCAAAGACAAAGAAACGUCCAGCCCCACUGACGGCGAAGCAACGCAAAGAGAUCGCCGCCGCAGCAGCCAAGGAACUGCCAUACACUUACAAGAUGCCUGAGGACAUCGAGGGCUUUGCUGGGCUGCUAGCAGACCACACAGCCACUGACAUCUUGACCAUUAUCUCGCGCUUGCGAUCGUGCUACCAUGUGUCCCUGACGGCUACCAACCGAGAGGCGUUGGGCACUCUGUUUGGGUUUGUGGUGCAGUACGCCAUGGCGGUGGCGGGAGGGGACAUCGAUCCAGCGGUUGAUGCGGACAGUGACGGCGACAUGGAAGCGCAGGUGGUGGCUCUAUUGGAUGGGCUGAGCCUGUGUCUCUACGAAAUGGCCGUCAUCACACCCACAGCCGCCUGCGAAGCCUUCAGACACCAUUUGAAGCAGGCUACAGAUUAUCUCACCAGUGUGGGCAAGAAGGGGAAGGGAGGAACCAGUUCCAGGAAGCGGGUCAUUUUAGGGCCUAUUCUGUACCUGUUGAGACUUGUGAUGCUCUUGUUCCCAGUGUCAGAUCUGCAACACCCUGUGACUACGGGGGCGGCAAUGCUCAUGUCCCAGAUAUUGACUGUCGUCGUACCAAGAAAUCAGUCCGACUUGAGCAGUCAGUUGUUCUGUGCGUCUAUGCUGGGUCAGUUUGUGGCCGAGUCCCAUCGCUUUGUACCGGCAGCCGUCAACUUCAUCACAGGUGUGGUGGGUGGCUUUGCCCUAGGGAAUGACUGGUCCACAGAACUUCCAUCACCUGAAGUCGAGUCUAUAGUAGACAAUAAACCAGGAGAGGCCGAGGCUGAAGCCGAAGUCGAGGCACCCAAGAAGACGUCCAGUAAGAAGAGAAUACGCGCGCAACAGUCCAGCGCGAAGGCAGACGGUAACAGUGCACAACAGAGUGUAGAACAACCGAGUGCGAAGCGAUGUGGGGUGUGUGCGCGGUCGUACUAUGCCAUGUUGCACCCGACUGCGGCGAAGGUGCCUGGUCUACUGAAGAUGGAUGACAUUGACACGUGUCAGGAGUUGGAGAUUCAGAAAAUGGCGUUCAGGGACUUGCUAGUGCUUGGCGAUGACGAUGGAAGCUUUAGCACUGACGGGGUGAGGCUGAACACAUUAUCCGCAGCCGUGGACUUGCUGGCGCAUUUCACGACCAUAUACAGCACAUACAAGUGCUUUGACAGUCUAUUCCAGCCAGCUGCUCACCAUCUAAAGCAUAUAAUCGAACACACACAGACCCUGCCGGCUGAUUUGAAGAAUCGAGCGAUUUCUUUGGACGCCGCACUCACCAAGGAGACCGCCAACUGUGUGAUGAAUCGCGCUCAUCUGAUGCUGCAGAAGUUCAAGCCUGUUGCUCUCAGACAAUUUAACCCCAAGUUUGAGGACAGGUACAUGCAUGGCAUGAGCUUCGAUCCCGACAAGGACAGGCGCGAGAGAAAGAAGCUCAAGUACUUGCACAAGCAGGAGCUCAAGGGCGCGAAGCGAGAAUUGAAGCAGGACGCACAGUUCAUUGCCAGACAGAAGCUCAAGGACAAGAUGGAGGCCGACGAAGACAGGAGCCAAAAGGUCAAGCGGCUGUAUGGCAUCCUGCAGGACUCACAAGCAGAGGGCAACUCGCUCAAGCGCAUGAAGAAAUAGGAGACCCACGCAGCAAUAAACUUAGAAAUCCGCUAUCUGAUACUGGGUCAGGAAGGAACUUGUUUAGAUUGUCCUAGUUUUCAGAAUGAAACCCUACAAGCUACGAUAUGUCUGCC
This is a messenger RNA of Sphaeroforma arctica JP610, 2970 nucleotides long. RefSeq lists its product as hypothetical. Gene Ontology annotation, cellular component: nucleolus; Noc4p-Nop14p complex; small-subunit processome. Lineage: Eukaryota; Ichthyosporea; Ichthyophonida. Gene Ontology annotation, biological process: maturation of SSU-rRNA. The transcript has 12 exons. The record is from RefSeq and is a predicted model, not a curated record. The coding region runs from base 116 to 2854 and encodes 912 amino acids.